AGCCAUUUUAACAUUUAAAAGUUAAGUUUGACUUUCCGGAAUUAACAUUGUAGAUAUCAACAACGUCUUUCUGACUAGUCGUAAUUACAUUUUGGAUAGUUGGAAUUGUCAUUCAAGAUAUCUGUAACGUAAUUGUGACUAGUCAAAACGAUAGAUAAAGAUAUCUGUAAUGCAGUUUUGACUAGGCGAAACUGAAUUACAGAUAUCUGCAAUGACGUAAUUCAAAACGGCAUUCAACUCGUCACACGUCUAAAUGACAAUUGCAGAUAUCUGUAAUUCAGUUUUGCCUAGGUAGAAUGAAAGUUAAAGAUAUCUUAAACGUCAUUAUGACUAGUGCAAAUUAUUGUGCAUGACGCUGCUCUAUUUUAGAUAUCCAUAAAUACGUAAUUUCCCAUCCCCGCCAUAAUCAAAGAAGAAGUGGGUUCACACUUCAUUUCCUAUGAAUAGAAGAAGAAAGAAGCAGAUCAUGGCUUUGGCUGUACUCGAAAAAACCACCAGAAAAUGGCAUGAAAUUCAACGAUCCCUCACACAGGGGAUAUGUGGAGAGAGAGAACGUCGUUCUAUUGAAAACUGUGAAAGAAAUCUCGGAAGAAUUGAGCAUUUGCUAUCACCAGACACAAACAAUGAACUCAAAAGCAGUUUGGCUCAACUGAAAACUCUAAUAGACGCAAAUUUCCAUGCUGGUGAAGACAGACGUUUUUCUCUCGGGCGCAUUAGUUCAGGGAGAAGAGGCCGACCAGCCAUUGAUGUUACCAGAGAACACAUUGAGUUUCUUCUGAAGCAAGGCCAUACAAUUUCAAAAACUGCCAAAAUACUUGGAUGCUCUUCAUCAUUUCUGUACAAAAAGUCAAAGUUGUUGGGUAUAUCUGUUAGAAGUAUGCUGUCUGCAAUAGAUGAUGGUGAACUAGAACAACAUGUGAGGCAACUUCAAAGCCAAUUUCCUAAUUCUGGAAAUGAGAUGAUAAGAGCCCUGUUGCGCUCACAGGGUGUGCUUGUUACACGGUCCAGGGUGCGUGAGAUGUUGACACGAGUCAAUCCUGCUGCGGCUGCAAGGAGAUGGAGCCAGACAGUUGCAAGACGUGUUUAUCAUGUACCUUACCCCAAUAGUUUGUGGCACAUUGAUGGAAACAUGCGUCUCAUAAGAUGGGGCUUUGUGAUUCAUGGUGCAAUUAAUGGAUACUCCCGUCUGAUUACUUACCUCAACUGCAGUACAGACAAUCGUGCCACAACAGUACUUUCUCAGUUUUUGAAAGCAACAUGCCUCUAUGCCCUACCAUCAAGAGUCCGAUCUGACCAUGGUGGUGAAAACAUCCUUGUGGCUUUAUUCAUGCAUCUAGUUCAAGGACUUGAACACAGAGGUUUCAUAACCGGACAAUCAGUUCACAAUCAGAGAAUUGAACGCCUUUGGCGUGAUGUAUUUUUGCAUGUGUUGCAGCACUUUUACCUUAUGUUCUACUCCUUAGAGGAUUCAGAAAUUUUAAACCCAGAUGAUGAUGUCCACAGACUUUCACUGCAUAUUGUUUAUCUUCCUGAAAUUCAAAAAAGACUGGAGCAGUUUAGACAGGCCUGGAACCUCCAUCCGUUACGAACAGAAAACAAUCGCACACCAACUCAACUCUGGACAGAGGGGAUGCUCAAAAACAUUGCAACAGACAGCACAGCUGUCAACAAUGUGUUUGGGGAAAAUCCCUACAGUGACCAAAACAUUGAUGCCAUCCUAGCACAGUAUGGAAUUCAAACACUGCCUACACUUGAUGAGGAAGAGUUCCCAGCUGUUAAUGUAGAGCCACCUCAACUCAUCCUCACUCAGCAACAACAGACAUCUGUACACAAUGCAAUCCAACACCUUUCUGAUCUAAGGAUAAAAUAUCAGGCUUGCUGUGCUGCAAUUAACAGUAUUUUGCAAACUCGGGUAUAGUCUAAUUCCAAGCCCAGAGACAAAAGUUUAUUGACUGCAUGUAUCAUUCAGGACUAAAAGACAUUUUUAGCUUCAACAGCUUUGUUAUAUUUUCUGUUAAAAUAAGGCGUUAUGGGCGGUGCAGCUGAUGAAGCUACAGUAAUGCCAGGUGUGCUAGAUUUGGCAGUAGCUACUGUUGGUGCUGUGUUAUGUUUUACUGUCUUUUUUGUUGUAAUACUGUUAAUACUAUUUGUAUUGUUCCUUUAUACUUUCACGGUGUAACAAUUUGUAGAAAAAUCAGAAAAGCAUCUACUUAGUAUAAAUAAGAUUUAAAUGUUGAAUUAAACUCAAUGUAUGAAAAUUGUGAAAUAUAUUAAGGUUUAAAGGGACUGAAUCAAUAUGCAAGAUUUGAAAAUGCAUGAAAAAGACAUCCAAUUCAAUAUGAAUCCUUGGAAAAGUGGUGAAGGAUCAAACUAUUUUGAAUGGGAUUGAAAAGAUGAAUAAACUGGUAAUGUAUGAAAAAACAGACUGUUUAAUGGCUUGAAUCAGAAUUUUAGAUUUACAGUUUAGGAGAGAGGUUUAACUGUCAAAAACACCUUAACAUCAAUCCACUUAUCGGAACAGAAAUUGAGGACAGCUUACUAUGUUAAGCAAACCAGACAGACUUUUUGUUUGCCUUCCCUGUAUUCAUCAACAUGUACAUAAACCAAACAUAUUGGCUGUUAUGUGUGAUUUCAUUAAACUCAUUGA
Messenger RNA from Misgurnus anguillicaudatus (oriental weatherfish), 2647 nucleotides. RefSeq lists its product as uncharacterized. The record is from RefSeq and is a predicted model, not a curated record. Gene Ontology annotation, biological process: DNA integration. NCBI's taxonomy places the organism in Eukaryota, Metazoa, Chordata, Actinopteri, Cypriniformes, Cobitidae. Gene Ontology annotation, molecular function: nucleic acid binding.